Messenger RNA from Atta colombica, 2601 nucleotides. It is a transcript of the gene cmpy, whose product is annotated as cysteine-rich motor neuron 1 protein. The record is from RefSeq and is a predicted model, not a curated record. Gene Ontology annotation, cellular component: extracellular region. Bases 214 to 2391 code for a protein of 725 amino acids. The transcript is spliced from 11 exons. Gene Ontology annotation, molecular function: serine-type endopeptidase inhibitor activity; insulin-like growth factor binding. Lineage: Eukaryota; Metazoa; Arthropoda; Insecta; Hymenoptera; Formicidae. Gene Ontology annotation, biological process: regulation of cell growth; regulation of signal transduction.
GAGAAAUAAAAAGAAAGAAGGCUCAUUAUCGUGCGUGUGUGACAAAUCGAAGAUCUAACGCGUUGUGGCGUGAAACGUUUCGGGAUGAACUGAGCACAAUGGACAUCCUCGUGUUCGUUUCGUAAUUGGUGUCGAAGAGAUAUAAGAUAGGAGAAUAGAGAGGACACCAGGAUAAUCGUCGACGGGGAGGCCGUCGAGAGGGACGAGAGCAAAAUGAGGGCCCCGUUGCUUCUCUUAGGCGGCAUUGUUGUACUGUCGCUCGCGGUGGCGAGAGCUCUUUCGUGUGUGUGCUCACCGCUGGAGUGCGACAUUCUUACCGACGAGGACUGUCCCGGAGGCCUCACCUGGGAUCCCUGCAGGUGUUGCAAAGUAUGCGCGCGUGUGGAAGGCGAGCCUUGCGGCGGUCUCUUUGGUUUUUCGGGAACCUGCGCUGUCGGUCUACAAUGCGUAAUCAUGAAUUUGCUAACUCGCAGUCGAGAAGUGGACGAGGGCGUCUGCACGAAGAUCCCGGGCAGAUGGAGAAGGCAUUGUCCGCACGGGCCGAUGAUGUCGGGUUCCGGCUGCAACUUGGUCGGUGAGGGAAUCGCGGACGGAAACGUGGCGGCCGGCAAAUGCGUUUGCGGUCCGUCGGUGCCCUGGUGCCCGGGUGAGCCGCAGCCCUACAUGUACAUGACGCGGCACGAGUGCCGGCUCAAUUUGGAGGCGAAAAUUGCUUACGAUGACCUCUAUAAUUCUGGCGACACGCCGAGUAGCACCGCCAUCGAGGGCACGUCGUUCGGCGAGUCGGCGACGCGGGGCGAUCGAGAACAGGUGGGCGAGAGAAAAGAAUCGAGAUGGAACGACGGCGACUGGAAGGACGACGAGAGGGCCACAAGGAGCACGCAGAUCGCUAGGACAGGAGCCGUGAACAGUGUCGACGACUGCCCGCAGGACAGCGUGCCGAACGAGAAUGGCGGUGGUUGCAAAUGUGCGGAUUGUCCACCCCACAAGUGCCGACCGGGUCAGCAGGCGGUGUUGGUGAGGGGGUCAUUUUCCGACAUCCCCGGUAACUGCUGCCCGCGCUACAACUGCGUUCCCUCAGAUCACCAUCAUCGGACUGAGUCAUUUUGUCCUGAGGAUAGCGUCCUGACGGACGAUGGUAUCUGCAAGUGCGUCCCGACAUGUCCGCCACCUAAGUGCCGAUCUGGUCAACGGCCGAUCGAAGUGCGGGCGGCCAAGCCCGAGACACCCGGUAGCUGUUGCCCCCUUCAUGACUGCAGACCCUCAGAUCCGAUUUCCUGGGCGAAAGCCGAAGAGAAACCGCAGAACUGCAUUCACGAAGGCGUCUCGAGAAAACUUGGUGAAGAGUGGAAACAGAACGACUGUAUUACUUGCGUCUGCAACGAGGAUGGAAUCGCGUCCUGCCAAACGACCAUGUGCAAGUCCUGCGAGAACGCGAUACCACCUGAUCCGGGUGAAUGUUGCCCUCACUGCCCACCGCCAACGAACAGCACCUUUGAUCCUGAGUCUUGUAAGAUGUCCCUGGAUAACUGCAAGAUGAAAUGUUAUCAUGGCUUCCGAACGGAUAAGGAUAACUGCCCGAUUUGCGAGUGCGCCGAUGAUUUGGAGGUCGACCUUGUACCGGACGUGCUACCGGAAGAUUACAAAGUUUGCCCGGAACUGCCGCACUGUGGACUGAACUGCGAUCUCGUCAAGGAUGAGGACGGCUGUUCUGUGUGCGCUUGUCAGACGCCAUCGCGUUAUCCUUCGCCAAAUGUCACCACUCCGGACACCGUGAACGAUAAAAAAAUCUGUCCUGAGGUCAAGUGCGACCUUCACUGCGAACUUGUUAUGGACGAAAACGACUGCACCUUUUGCGAGUGCAAACCAUCCAGCUGUCCGCCGCUUCUCGGAUGCAGGAAGAGGUGUAGCUUCGGUUUCAAGACGAAUAAACGCGGCUGUCCUAUAUGCCGCUGUCGAGCUUCGUGCAUGGACCAUUUAAACGAGACGCAUCCGGAGGGAUCGACUUGGUACCCGAACAGCUGCAACACAUGCACUUGCGAGCCUGGUGGACGACUUAAUUGCAAAGAAACCAUCUGCUCGGUGGCCUGCACUAAUCCGUUGCCACCGAAACCAGGCACUUGUUGCCCCAUAUGUCCGAUUACACCGAUUAAGGAAAACGACAUGAUUAAUCAAAUUACCAGCCGUGGCUGGGGCACAGUUCCGAUUACGUUAAUCGUCGUACUCGCGCUACUGUGUCUGCUACUGAUAAUCCACAUCGUGCGCAGCCGAUUCCGCGGCCGUUUAUCACCCUCGGAAGCCUCGUAUGCAUCGUAUCCCCCUCAAUAUUACAAGUGUGUGCCCGUGUACGAUACCCCGGUGCAUCGGAACGAGAAGAUCGUACCUUUGUAAAAGACUGUUAUUGAUUCCCAAAGAGAGCGCGUGUUUAUCGUCGAGCAAUAUGCAAAAAUAAAUUUUCGAUUCGCUAACUGUUUUAUACACGAUCGCCGACAAAAUUUCUUGAAACUUACGUGACGAUUGCGAUUAUGCGACGUCGCUAACGUUUAAAUGAAUCUUUUAUUUGUAAAUUCAGAUUAUUAAUUAUUUAGAGACGAAAAAAUA